AUAAAUCUUUGGAUUAAAUUCAUCAAAUCUUCUUCAACAAAGAUCAUCAAAAAUCUUCUAAUCAACUUUUUCAUUUAGUUGUGAUUCUUUCAUCCAAUAAUAUAAUAAAAUAUCUUCGAAAAUGUUUCGAUUUAUCGUUGUUGCUUCAUUGAUCGCUUGCGCCACUGCCGGUGGUUAUGGUGGUGGUAGUUCAGGCGGAUAUGGUGGCGGACGUAGCAGUGGUGGUGGAGGAUAUGGUGGCGGACGAGGUGGUGGCUUCGGUGGCGGUAUCAGUUUCGGUCGCGGGGGUGGUGGUGGCGGUGGCGGACAAACUGUCCAAGCUGCUGUCAUUUCCAAUCAUCGUGUUGAAUUCCGUGAUGUUCCUUCAUCCGGUGGUGCUGCUCCAACUACCAUCGAAGUUGGUGCCAACGCUGUUCCAGUCAACCUUCUUUUCCGAAGUGCUUCAAGUAACUUAAACAUUCAACAAGCUCACGAUGGUGCUGGAGGUUCAGUUCAAGAAUCACAAUCCGAAGAUGAACCACAUAUUCUUCGACACUCAGUUACCAAACCAAUCAUCCAAGAAGUUCACGAAGUUAUCACACCACAACGACGAAUUACCCAAGAAAUUCAACCAGUUCAGGAAGAAAUCUUGACCGUUGUAUCUCGAGACCAAAGUGGUGGACGAGGUGGUGGUUUCGGUGGUGGUGCCUCCGGUUUCGGUGGUGGUGCUUCCGGUUUCGGUGGUGGACGUGGUUCAGGUUUCGGUGGAGGCCGUGGUGGUGGCGGUGGUGGUUAUGGUGGUGGUUCAUCAUCAAGAGGCGGUUAUUAGGAAAAAUGAUUAAUUGAUUGAUCAUCAAUGAGCUAAUAAUAUUGAAAAUCGUUCAAUAUGAAAAUGUUAUUUAUUUAUUUAAAUUAUUAUUUAAAAACAAAUUUUAUCAUCCAAAUAUCAAUCAACAAUGAAUUUGAUUGGAUUUUUCAAAUUUUGUUGUUGAUCCCACCCAUUUGAAUUGUACACCGAAUAAAAAAAAAUCACCAUUUUUUUGUCAUUAUAAAUCAUUGAUUUGAAAUUUAAUAAUAAAUUUUCCAUUGAUCCAAAUUGAAAA
This is a messenger RNA of Dermatophagoides pteronyssinus (European house dust mite), 1082 nucleotides long. RefSeq lists its product as uncharacterized. NCBI's taxonomy places the organism in Eukaryota, Metazoa, Arthropoda, Arachnida, Sarcoptiformes, Pyroglyphidae. The record is from RefSeq and is a predicted model, not a curated record.